Messenger RNA from Rotaria sp. Silwood2, 450 nucleotides. NCBI's taxonomy places the organism in Eukaryota, Metazoa, Rotifera, Eurotatoria, Philodinida, Philodinidae. The record is from the annotation of a GenBank genome assembly.
AUGGCAUCUGGUGUUAAAGUUGAUAAUUCUGUAAUCGAAAAAUUUCAUGAUUUUAAAAUUAAAAAAACCACUGGUUAUCUUGUACUUGGUUUCAGUGAUGAUAUAUCAAAAAUUGUUGUAUUAAAUGAAGGUGUUAAUAAAUUCGCACCAAAUGCAACAGCAGCGGAAAAAAAUAAAAAAUGGGCUGAAAUGCUUAAUGCAUUACCUGCUAAUGAUGUACGAUACGCAAUAAUUGAUAUUUUUUAUGAUACAAAAGAAGGUUCACGUACAGAAAUCUUUUUUAUAUCAUGGGCACCAGAUACAGCAGCAAUUAAACGUAAAAUGUUAUGUGCAUCAAGUAAAGAUGCUUUAAAAAAUGCACUUCAAGGUAUUCGCAAUCAUAUUCAAGCAACGUGCAAGGCUGAUCUUGAUUUGGAUGCAAUUAUUAGUGAAAAAACCAAAUCAAAAUAG